Messenger RNA from Stegodyphus dumicola, 4535 nucleotides. RefSeq lists its product as uncharacterized. Gene Ontology annotation, cellular component: nucleus. The record is from RefSeq and is a predicted model, not a curated record. Gene Ontology annotation, biological process: regulation of gene expression. Lineage: Eukaryota; Metazoa; Arthropoda; Arachnida; Araneae; Eresidae.
GACAUCUAUCUACUUUGUCUGUCUCGUUCUCACCUCCUUAAACUGUCUGAUAACAAAUAAUUGAGUGGUGGAUGUUUGUACGCGGAAAAUUUCGCAACGGCACAUAUUCCUUCUCUUUAGGCUUUGGGUGUUUCCUGGCAUUGUUGUAGUUUUAAAAUGCUUUCAUCUCUUUUAUAUGUGAUUUGGAGCAAUGAAUGAACAAACUAAGCAUUAUGAGAGCUAAGGUGAGAGAAAUCAUAUUAGUUCGAAAUAAACAAGCUUAUUUUUCCUGACAAUAAUGCAAUGUGCAUGUCGCAUCAGAUGUGUCUACUAUUUAAAUUUGUAUUAGUGUUUUAUAUUAUAUGUGCAUGCACCAACUACUUUGCUUAAUCUAAACAUCCCAGGUUCAGUCGAAAGGUCUAACAUCUCCCAGGAUGCCAUGAAUUAGUGAUGAAUUCUCGAUUAUGUUUCCAAAGAGUCCCUGUCAUUUUUCGAAUAUAUUUAUGUACAACUUGUAUUGGAAAUUUUCAUGUGGAAAAUGAAACUUCUUAAAUGAGCUUAUGCCUACUCACCCAACAGAAAAACCUCACGUACAUGAGGUUGGUAAAAGUCAUUUACACCGAAGCCUCAAUAAGAUCUGCAUUUUCUUCUUAAUGCAGGAUAAAAUAUAAUUAUAAUGUGAGGUUUGUAAUUAAUCAUUUGCAGAUAACUCUGAAUGAAGUUCACAUGCUUACUUGCACAGAAGAGAAACGUCGUUUAUGCAGUGUGUAACAAGUCAUUUAGACUAAAGCGCUACAUAAACUAUCAUAUACAUAUCGAAACAGGAAAGAAACCUCAUAUAUGAUGUAUAUAUGUAAAGAAAGCUCAUAUGAUGAAAGUCAUUUAGACAGGAUGGUUCUUUAGACAAGAAUCUGCAUGUACGUAUAGGAAAGAAAAAAAUGUGUGUGUAAGGUAUGUAAGUAUUCAUUUCGAAGAAAGAGCACCUUAAUCAUGAAUAUGCUUACACAUGUGGGAAAGAAACCUUAUAUAAUGAUAUGUUAUAAGUCAUUUACUCUAAAGGUUAAUUUAAGAAACCAUAUACUUCUUCACACAGGAGAGAAACCUCAUGUGUGUAAGAUAUGUAAUAAGUUAUUUACUUGAAAAGCUCGUUUAAACAAACAUAUACUUAUUCACACAAAGGAAAGAAACCUUAUGUGUGUGAGGUAUGUAACAAGUCAUUUACUCAAAAAAUUCAUUUAAAUAACAAAGUAAUUCAUUUAAAUAAGCUUCUUCACAGAGGAGAGAAACGCCAUGUGUGUGAGAUAUGUAAGAAGUCAUUUACUCGAAAAGGAGAUUUAAACAAGCAUAUGUUCCUUCACACAGGAGAGAGACCUCAUGUGUGUGACAUAUGUAACAAGUCAUUUGUCAAUUGCUGAAAGAUCUAAUUUAAAGAAGCAUAUACUUAUUCACACAGGAGAGAGACCUCAUGUGUGUAACAUAUGUAACAAGUCAUUUACUCUAAAGAGUAAUUUAAAGAAGCAUAUACUACUUAUUCACACAGGAGAGAAACCUCAUGUGUGUGAGGUAUGUAAUAAUACAUUUGCUUUCAAAAGUCAUUUAAACAACCAUAUGCUUAUUCACAGAGAAGAGAAAUGUCAUGUGUGUGAGAUAUGUAAGAAGGCCUUUACUCUAAAAGGAAAUUUAAAGAAGCAUAUGCCCUUCCACACGGGAGAGAGACCUCAUGUGUGCGAGAUAUGUAUCAAGUCAUUUGUUCAUAAAUGUAGUUUAAACAACCAUAUGCUUCUUCACACAGGAAAGACACCUCAUGUGUGUGAGGUAUGUAACAAGUCGUUUGCUCAAAAAGGUGAAUUAACAAGACAUAUGCUUAUUCACACUGGAGAGAAACCUCAUGUAUGUGAGGUAUGUAACAAGUCAUUUUCUCAUAAAUCUACUUUAAACAGCCAUAUGCGUCUUCACACAGGAGAGAAACCUCAUGUGUGUCGGGUAUGUGACAACUCAUUUGUUCAAAAAGGUCAUUUAAACAACCAUAUGUUACUUCACAGAGGAGAGAAACCUCAUGUAUGUGAGAUAUGUAACAAGUCAUUUGCUCAAAAAGGUGAAUUAACAAGACAUAUGCUUAUUCACACUGGAGAGAAACCUCAUGUAUGUGAGGUAUGUAACAAAUCAUUUUCUCAUAAAUCUACUUUAAACAGCCAUAUGCUUCUUCACACAGGAGAGAAACCUCAUGUGUGUCGGGUAUGUGACAACUCAUUUGUUCAAAAAGCUCAUUUAAACAACCAUAUGUUACUUCACGGAGGAGAGAAACCUCAUGUAUGUGAGAUAUGUAACAAGUCAUUUGCUCAAAAAGGUGAAUUAACAAGACAUAUGCUUAUUCACACUGGAGAGAAACCUCAUGUAUGUGAGGUAUGUAACAAGUCAUUUUCUCUUAAAUCUACUUUAAACAGCCAUAUGCAUCUUCACACAGGAGAGAAACCUCAUGUGUGUCGGGUAUGUGACAACUCAUUUGUUCAAAAAGGUCAUUUAAACAACCAUAUGUUACUUCACAGAGGAGAGAAACCUCAUGUGUGUGAGAUAUGUAAGAAGUCCUUUACUCAAAAAGGAGAUUUAAGCAAGCAUAUGCGCCUCCAUACAGGAGAGAGACCUCAUGUGUGCGAAGUAUGUAACAAGUCAUUUGUUCAAAAAUGUAGUUUAAACAAGCAUAUGCUUCUUCACACAGGAGAGAAACCCCAUGUGUGUGAGAUAUGUAGUAAGUCAUUUGCUGAAAAAUCUAAUUUUAAAAAACAUAUACGUAUUCACACCAAAGAGGAACUCCAUAAGGUAAAUGUGUAACAAAUCGUUUGGGCCACAGAAAAAUUGAGACUCGUGUCUACACAUAAUAAGAAGGCUAAUGUUUUUUGUGGAAAAGUUAGAUUAAUAAGUACCUUUGGUUAUGUGUGCAGUAUAGACUUGUCCAUGCUAUAUAGAAAUGUCUUUGUAUGUGAUGUGUUCAAAUUGUCAUUUCAUUUAAAUUCUUAAUAAAUCAUUUAUUUCUUUCCGCAAGAGAAAAACGUGAUGAUUGCAAGAUAAGUCACAAGUCAUUUUAAACUGCUGCUGAUUUAAAGCAGCAUUUUCUUAUCCGGAGUAUUUAAUGAAUAAUGAAAGUUUAAAAUGGCAUAUUCGAACAAUCAAAAGUUAUACACUGAUUAUAAUUUUCUGAAUAAGAAAAUGUUAGUGAUGGCUCAUUCCUUCUGUUCUUGUAAUGUCAUGAAUUGUUUGAAAGCUUGAAUUGCUGAACAUUUUAAUUUGAAUGGAAAUUCCAUUCACAUUUUGCAAUGUUAUCCACUUUUCAUUACAUUUAUCUGAAAAACUACAAAAUAUGAAAUAUAUUCUUUUGUCGUAUCUUUAGUGCUGAAGGAUUUAAGUAUUUCUCUCCUCCUCAUUAGCAUUUUUAAUGUUGAGAAUGCUUAGCAUUGAGAUUUUUGCAAGCUUAUGUGUUCAGUAUUGAAUGUUUAAAACAUUGACUUUGAACUGCUUUCUUUGAUGCCACUAUGCAGCUUGUAGUGUUUUUGAAAGAAAUCAAAAUUUCUUGAGGAAGUAAGUUUUUUUUGGGGGGUGGGGUGGGGUGGUAUUUAUGGGUUAAUGCAGCAUCUUUUAAUACAAGUUGCCAUAUUUUCAGUAUAUGUCAAACUCUGGCAACAUUGUGCAUAGACAUUCUUCUAGCAAUCAUGCUUAUAAUAAUCCUUCAAUUAUAAACAAAUUGUGAUAUUUUUUACCUUAGUUUUAAAAUAUGGCCUUGCAGAAUAUGCAAGAAAAUUUUUCCACAAUUCUGCAAUAAAAUUUCUGCAAAAACACAGAAUUUUAAUGAAAAUUAUAUAAAAAGAACAAUAAAGAAAUGCUUUUUUUCAUUAGCUGAGUGCUGCAUGAACCAAAUUCUCCAUUUGUUUUGGCAAAAACAGGUGUGUAUUUUGGAAGGAAAAAUGUGCAAAAUAACAACAGAAAGAUUUAAAAAAAAAAAAAAAAGUGUUUUAGUUUUUUUAAUUCGUCAUGUAAUCCUUAUUUUGUAAUUUAAAUUUCUAUUCUCAAGUAUAUCUUCUUUUGAUGUAUUGAUAAUUUUACCAAUUUAUAAUAAAUAUUGACAGUUUGGGAAUCUUUCUGAAAUUAGGUUGAAAACCACCAACUUGCACCUGAUAAGUAACAUUUAACUUUUCAUCUAUAAAAAAUCAAAAAAUUGUGCUAAGGUUAUUGCUUUCAUGUAUGUAUAUACUUUUUUUUUUGCUCAUGUGUCUGAUACAUUUAUACUUAUAUAUACCUGUUUAUUAUCUGUUCUGUAGCUUGCAGGUGCAUUUUAUUGAACUUGGCUCUUUUUAUGUUAACAGAAAAUUUAAAUAUAGUUUUGUGCAGGGCCAUACCUAGCGGGAGGUGCAGCAUGUAAAAGUAUGCAGGUGGCAGGAUUCUGACAAUAACAUGACUAAAUAUUUUUAAUUCAUUGUAAGUACUUUUCAUAUGCAAGUACUUUUUAUGCAAUUUCUCCUAUGUAAGUACUUAGUGAGUAUGAAAUAAAAAAAAAUUAUUAUUGA